Austrofundulus limnaeus is the source of this 1414-nucleotide messenger RNA. RefSeq names its product L-lactate dehydrogenase C chain. Gene Ontology annotation, molecular function: L-lactate dehydrogenase (NAD+) activity. Gene Ontology annotation, cellular component: cytoplasm. Gene Ontology annotation, biological process: pyruvate metabolic process; lactate metabolic process. The transcript has 8 exons. The record is from RefSeq and is a predicted model, not a curated record. Lineage: Eukaryota; Metazoa; Chordata; Actinopteri; Cyprinodontiformes; Rivulidae. Bases 95 to 1162 code for a protein of 355 amino acids.
GCCUCCCCUCCUCUCCAGUCUGCACUCAGACUGUGGGACGUGUUGUGGCUGCAGCUCAGUAGGAAACGGGCCUUAGGUACCCGUUCAGUUUGCCAUGCUGAUCACCUGCUGGUGCCUGUACCUGACGGCCCGGAGCUUCGCCGAACAAACACUGAGAAUGGCUUCAAUUGUGCAGAAGCUGAUCACCCCACUGGUCAUCGGUCCUCCUGAGCCCCCCAGGAACAAAGUGACAGUCGUGGGUGUGGGUCAGGUUGGCAUGGCCUGUGCUGUCAGCAUUCUGCUCAGGGAGCUGGCUGAUGAGCUGGCCCUGGUGGACGUGGUGGAGGACAAGCUGAAAGGAGAGAUGAUGGACCUGCUGCAUGGAAGCCUUUUCCUCAAAACACCUAAAAUAGUUGCAGACAAAGACUACUCGGUCACAGCUAAUUCCCGUAUUGUUAUCGUGACGGCUGGAGUCCGUCAGCAGGAGGGAGAGAGCAGGCUCAACCUUGUCCAGCGAAACGUCAACAUAUUCAAGCACAUCGUCCCCCAGAUCGUCCGAUACAGCCCUGACUGCAUCAUCAUUGUUGUUUCUAACCCAGUGGAUGUUCUGACCUAUGUCACCUGGAAACUGAGUGGCCUCCCCAAACACCGCGUCAUCGGCAGUGGCACCAACUUGGACUCUGCACGCUUCCGGUUUCUGAUGGCCGAAAAACUGGGGAUCCACUCCAGUAGCUUCAACGGCUGGAUCCUGGGAGAGCAUGGAGACACCAGCGUGCCUGUGUGGAGCGGAACUAACGUGGCCGGAGUUAACCUGCAGACGUUAAACCCAAACAUCGGCACUGAAUUUGAUGAGGAGAACUGGAAAGAGACUCACAAGAUGGUGGUGGACAGUGCCUACGAGGUGAUCAAACUGAAGGGUUACACCAACUGGGCCAUCGGUCUGAGUGUGGCCGACCUGACGGAGAGUCUCAUGCGGAACAUGAACAGAAUACAUCCAGUCUCUACCAUGGUGAAGGGCAUGUACGGGAUCGGUGAUGAGGUCUACCUGAGUCUGCCCUGCGUGCUGAACAGCGGAGGCGUGGCCAGCGUGGUCAACAUGACCCUGACGGACGACGAGGUGAACCAACUGCAGGCCAGUGCCAACACUCUGUGGGACAUCCAGAAGGACCUGAGGGACGUCUGACCCGACUACGAUAAUACUUAGUCACCUGCAGCAUGGUCACAAACACCACGCAGCUCCACGGCCUGCUCCUCAGCCGCCGCUCUCACAGCCCUGACAGGUCAUCAGGCUGCAGGAGUGAGCUCCUAUGGUUGAUGAAGAGGAGACAAACUGGACGAGGUGAUUCAGAAACUCUCAUGUUUCUAGCUGUGUUGAAGCGUGGAGCCCUGUGCUGCUUGUGUUGCUGUGACGUGAAAUAAAACAUGCUUACUGCUG